AUGGGCGAAGGAAAAGUGAGAAAGGCCUGGGAAGGCUCAGUUAAUGACGGCAGAGACGAAGAAGCGAGGAAGGCGUUCGAAAAAACAUUAUUCAUCACAGAUCACAUGGGUGCCGGUGCUGACGAUAGUGCCUACCAGAACUUUAGUCGACUUGUCGUUUCACGGAUGGGAGAAGCACCCUUCAACUGUGUCGAGGAAUGUGAGGGAGAAAGGUAUUCCGCCGUAAGUCGCAUUUUGAUAUUUCUAGUUUACAGCUGCCAUGAUUCGCUUAUUCAUUACCCGACUUCGGAAGGUAUAUGA
Molecule: messenger RNA, 300 nt
Organism: Cooperia oncophora
Lineage: Eukaryota; Metazoa; Nematoda; Chromadorea; Rhabditida; Trichostrongylidae
Source: the annotation of a GenBank genome assembly